Messenger RNA from Folsomia candida, 1365 nucleotides. RefSeq lists its product as uncharacterized. The record is from RefSeq and is a predicted model, not a curated record. NCBI's taxonomy places the organism in Eukaryota, Metazoa, Arthropoda, Collembola, Entomobryomorpha, Isotomidae. The transcript is spliced from 3 exons. The coding region runs from base 90 to 1118 and encodes 342 amino acids.
ACAGCCCGUGUUGUUUUGUUAUUCUUCACUUCGCACGCACGUCACACUUGCAAAUUUCCAACUUGCAAAUUUAAAAAAAAAUCUGCAAUAUGUGCACUAAAUUUACUUCUCCGAGGAAAUUUGCAUUCACAACGGUUCUUUUACUUUUCUGGACUCGGCCAUGUCUCGGAAAUUCGGGGACUUUUGGAAUUCGUGUUGACAAGGAGUCCGAUCCCCUCAUCUUCUCCCUGGAUCACUGCACCCCCGUCCUUCCCAAACCCCCCGCCGGUCACGAACACAUUUACGAGAUUGAGUCCAACGGGAACUGCCUCAAUGUUUACGCUAAACAAAACUGUGUCGGAAAAUUUAUCCGUUUUCAGACCAACAAGUUUUUCUCGAGGAUUCGUGACAUGGCGGGACAUCGCUGGUUGGAGGACGGCGACGUUUUAGUGACCAACGAAACCAUCAAGAUUUCCUCGAUCGGGCCAUGUUUGAAGAUAUGCAAUGCCAAGAAUUGGGCCGGGAUGGGGCACAAGGUCCCCGUAAAGGUCACCGUAUUCGACAAGGAAAACUAUUAUGGUAAUUUAACCAUCAACAAACUUACCGAGAUGGACUGCAUUGCUUUGACACCACUGUCGAAAUCCAUCCAACUUUCGGGGACUGCGACCUCCACCUGUGUCGAAUUACAUGAUGACACCACGUGUGGGAAGAAUGCCGUCCAAUUGCGACCGGGAUAUCCGUACUUGUCCGAUUUGUGGUGGUGGGGUUUUCCCGAGGCGCGCUUUGGUCUUCCCGUGAACGCCCGAUCGCUCUCUUUUUGUGGAUAUUCCUGCCCGGAAGUGAGAUCAAGACGGGUGACGACGGUGAAGAAUGUCGCGACGACAUUGUCCUCUACCUACGCGACCACGAUGAUGGUGAUCAAUGUGACGACGACGACGGGGUCACCUUUGAAGACGGAUUCUUCCCAAGAGAGCGUUGAUCCUGUGAUGACAAAGAUGACCACGACGGAGACGGAUCGGCCCCGUUUGGAAGUUGGUGACGAUGAAAUGACCACGUCGCAUGGUGAUCAAGUUGAUCCCUCCACGCGGCCGGUUUUUCUCCUUAUUUUAAUUGCUGCGGUGUUAAUGAAGUUAGGUUAAGGACAAAAUACUUGGACUACAUAUUUACAAGAACUCUACAAUGUAUUAGGUUUACCUUAUGGAGUUAUUUAUAAGCUGUAAUUUCUCUUUUAGUUUCCUUAUUCAAGUCCUUGUAUUUUUAUUAAUAUAAAUAAUAAGCACAACUUUAGCAAUAUUUAUUAAAAUGUUAAUAAGUGGUGAUUGAAUUCACAACUGUUGACUGCAAAGUCUUUGUAGGCUGAUUAAAAACUAAAAAUUACUACUGUAA